Eurytemora carolleeae is the source of this 1235-nucleotide messenger RNA. RefSeq names its product oxidoreductase HTATIP2. Bases 116 to 772 code for a protein of 218 amino acids. Gene Ontology annotation, cellular component: cytoplasm. Lineage: Eukaryota; Metazoa; Arthropoda; Copepoda; Calanoida; Temoridae. The record is from RefSeq and is a predicted model, not a curated record. Gene Ontology annotation, biological process: import into nucleus. The transcript is spliced from 8 exons.
ACUAUAGGAGAAGAUACGAGAAUGUACGCAUUGAACCUUUAGAAGUUUAGUUUCUACCUGCUCCAACAAGCAGACUAAAUAGGUCUUCAUAGACAAUAAUCCACAUAGAAAAGAAAUGACGAAUACCACUUUACUCCUCGGGGCUACUGGAGAAACUGGGAAGGAGCUACUGAAGCAGUUAGCAGCAUCACAAACUAUUACUAAGGUAAUAUCUGUCGGACGGAGACUAGUCGAUCUACCAGGGGAGGGGUUCGACAAAAUCGAGCAGAGAAUUGUCGACUUCGACAACUUGGACAAACAUGAAAUAGAUUUCAAGAAUAUCGACAAGGCUUUUUGUUGCCUGGGAACAACACGUGGAAAGGCGGGGAAGGAAGGUUUUAUCAAAGUUGAUUAUGAUUAUGUACUAAAGUCUGCGGAGAUGCUGAAAUCCGGCGAAUGUACCGAGUUCCAUCUUCUGACCAGUAAAGGUUCCAAUCCUAGCUCAUGGUUCCUCUAUCCAUCUACCAAGGGUAAGAUAGAAGAAGCAGUGAAAGGAUUAGGGUUUAACAAGAUUAGAAUAUACAGGCCUGGUCUACUACUCUGCGACAGGACGGAGAACAGAGCUGGAGAAGGUUGGCUUAGAUGGAUUGCAGGGUUCACCGAUAAAUCCUACUCAUGGUCGAUACCUACAUCCUUACUAGCCAGAGCUAUGCUGCUAUCUAGUGAAAACUGCCCUGACGGGAUUAGUGUACUUGAACACUCCGAUAUAGUCAAGAUUGCUGAAGAGAAAUAAUAUCAAAUAUCAAGACCAUCUACGCCAACAAAAGCGCAGUCCCGAUCUAUGUCAACUUAAUCGCCAAUUGAUCCGAUCCGAUCAAUGUCAACUUAAUCGCCAAUUGAUCUGAUCCGAUCAAUGUCAAUUUAAUAGCCAAUUGAUCCGAUCCGAUCAAUGUCAAUUUAAUAGCCAAUUGAUCCGAUCCGAUCAAUAUCAAUUUAAUAGCCAAUUGAUCUGAUUCGAUCAAUGUCAACUUAAUAGCCAAUUGAUCCGAUCCAUGUUAGCUUCAUCGUUGAACAAUCCAUGAACAUAGUCGCCAGCCCAUAUCUUCUAAAUUCUGGUAUAUAAUCAUAAUAUUUUCAUUAUAAUUUUUUAAUCGUUAAGAAAAAUUUUGUAUUCUGAACACAGUUAUAAGCUAUAACCGUUGAAAAUGAAGAAAAUAUCUAGCUUUUGGAAUAACAAAUACAUAAGAUAUUUCUAA